This is a messenger RNA of Camellia sinensis, 875 nucleotides long. RefSeq names its product recQ-mediated instability-like protein. Gene Ontology annotation, biological process: regulation of sister chromatid segregation; maintenance of rDNA; DNA repair. Gene Ontology annotation, cellular component: nuclear speck; cytosol. The record is from RefSeq and is a predicted model, not a curated record. Lineage: Eukaryota; Viridiplantae; Streptophyta; Magnoliopsida; Ericales; Theaceae.
GCCAUGAUAAGAUCGAACAUUUUCCCUGGAAAAUAGCACUCAGCAAGAGAGAGAGAGAGAGAUAUGGAUUACAGUCUAGCGGCACUGAAGCUGUUAUGCGUACAGCUAAAUAGCGCCCGCCAAACUCCGUCGCAAUCCGCCAUGAGCCUCGGCGGCAUUCUCUUCCAACGCGCCUGGUUACAGGGCGUUUUGGUCUCAAUAGCCUCCGGCGACGGCGACGGAGGCGGAAGUUUCCUCCUGGACGACGGCACCGGCGUCAUCGAACUCUCCCUCUCCGGAGACUUCCUUAACCUCCCCUGGAACUUAGGUAUGUAUGUAAUGGUUGUUGGAGGGUUUUUUGUCCGCACUGCUGAAAUCCCCAUUAUUAAGUUUACUGAGGUUAAUGUUGUGCACUUGAACGUCCUCAGGUUCACAAAAUGGUUGACCUUUCACCAUUUCCUGAUCGAGAAGCAAUGUGGUACUUAGAAGUUAUGGAGGUAUACAAACUUUUCUACCAACCCCUUUUCGAAGAAUGAUGAUAGAAAGCAAGAGAGAGAGCUCAUCUUGUCUUUUUUCUUCUAAUUAAAUGCAACAAAGUUUUGAUUAUGAUACUCUCGAUUCUAUCUGGAAUGUACAGGGAAUUCCCAUAUUCUUAUGUUCACAUGGUUUAUUUGGUUCAAAUGAACACUGAAUCCGAUUUUAGUAGAAGGCAAAAGAAUAGAUCACUCUGUCUACCCAGCUGCUGUAUAUCAGAUUAUAGUUGGAAUUUGAAUUUUUCCCAAAUUCAAAUUAGGAGCCCUAGUGAUAGGAGACAAAGAGGGUGGAAGGGCCCCAAAUCUGUUUGUACUUUGUACUUUUUAAUUGUGCAAUUAAUUCCUCUAACGAAUUUCCAAUUC